Messenger RNA from Corythoichthys intestinalis (scribbled pipefish), 3492 nucleotides. It is a transcript of the gene hoxb4a, whose product is annotated as homeobox B4a. Gene Ontology annotation, biological process: positive regulation of transcription by RNA polymerase II; anterior/posterior pattern specification; embryonic skeletal system morphogenesis. Gene Ontology annotation, molecular function: RNA polymerase II cis-regulatory region sequence-specific DNA binding; DNA-binding transcription factor activity, RNA polymerase II-specific. The record is from RefSeq and is a predicted model, not a curated record. The coding region runs from base 200 to 925 and encodes 241 amino acids. NCBI's taxonomy places the organism in Eukaryota, Metazoa, Chordata, Actinopteri, Syngnathiformes, Syngnathidae. The transcript has 2 exons. Gene Ontology annotation, cellular component: nucleoplasm.
GGCCCGCAUGCACUGCAUCUCAUUUCCUGGUGACGAACGAUUGGCUGUUUUGGCUCCCUGUAGUCACGUGGCCACUGAACUUUCUUCAGUUGACAGAAAAGUAGGAGGGUUCUGCUGGACGGGAUUGACCGACGAGUAAAGGGAUGAGAUAUAAAUUUUAGUCAUAUAUUUGUGCAAAUGCACAUAAAGUGCGUCAUUAAUGGUCAUGAGCUCCUAUUUGAUCAACUCCAACUAUGUGGACCCCAAAUUCCCACCCUGCGAGGAAUACUCACACAGCGACUAUCUACACAGCAACUCUCCGGAAUAUCACCGCUCCCAAAAGCAUGAGCCUUCCGCAUUCCAACUAGACUCUACUACCUACCACCACACGCACCCUAACCAGGAGCGUGCGGAGCCACAGUACACCCAAUGUCAGCGGGCUGGGAAGCAAGCCUCGGUGGUGAUGCCCCCUCGCGGCCUCGUUAUUCCCCAAACAGGAGUAAAAAUCGACCAAAUCCCGGAGCACGACCGGGACUCAGUGACACCCAGCCCAUCUCCGCCUCGGUCGCGCGAGGCGCCGUCUCACGCCCAACACACUUCUCCCCCUACAUACACUAAAAAAGGCCCCGCAGUGUAUCCGUGGAUGAAGAAAGUCCAUGUAAACAUUGAGAGUUCAGACUACAAAGGCGGAGAGCCAAAGCGCUAUCGGACAGCGUACACUUGCCAGCAAGUUCUGGAGCUUGAGAAGGAGUUCCACUACAACCGAUACCUGACGCGCAGGCGCAGGGUGGAGAUAGCGCACACAUUGUGUCUGUCAGAGCGCCAGAUCAAAAUCUGGUUUCAGAACCGGCGAAUGAAAUGGAAGAAGGAUCAUAAAUUGCCCAACACCAAGGUCCGGUCUGGGAAUCACUCAAACGCCCAAUGUUACACUGCAACCUCCACCUGACCAAAAAUCGAGCCAACUCCUGCAUUUCUGCCUUUCAAAGCAACGACAAUGUAUAGUUAAAAACGGCAUGUGAACUGGUAUAACCUUUCCUGACAGUGAAGCCUGUUUAAGUCCACAUCGACGGUGGAGCUACACAUGAGACAUAAAAUAUAAUAAAAACACUGAUUUCGAUUGGGUUUAAAAUACAAAACAAUCAUGUCCCACAUUAAAUUCCCAGUUUUUUUAUAUGCUUAUGUUUGAAAUCCACAACAGCAAAACAACAAAUUUGACUAUUAUUCCCCUUUUUAUAACGCGACAGAAAUGUAUUUUUGUAAGGCAGCUGGAUCAAUUGAUAAAUGGAUUGAACAAGGUACUGUUAUGUCUGUCAUUUUGCCAAACCACUCGCACGGUCCUGUUGCCGAACCGCAACUGAACUGAACUGAAUCUUUCCAUCAAGCUAUGUAAAUAUAUAUAUAAUAAAAUAUAUAAAGAAGCUUUGUCCUUCCUCAUUACAAAAUACUUGCUGUUCGUAAAACAAUCACAUGUAGCUCUCUCUUCAGAGGUUUUUGAAUGUUCAUUUGAAUGUUAAAUAUCUGUAGACUGACUGCAAAAUUAUGAUGCAUGCUUUGAUACCGAGAAUGAGGGAGCACUUUUGCUUAUCCUUCACGAAUAAAUUAAAUAUCUAUUUUCGGUAAAACGAUGCUUAAAAUCAAAAUACUAUAUCACUCAUGCAACAAUAAGCACUCCAAAUUUAGCUUUUUAAAAAAAUUUUUACCUCAGCUGCGCUUUACAAGUUUUAUUUAUGUCGUUCAAUAAAGAGGCACAAUUUCAUGCAUUCUUAUUAUGUAAUGAAAAGCUUUCUUUUGUGAUUUUUAAAUACACAGUGGUACCUCAACAUCCAAAUUAAAUUCGUUCCAAGACUUGGUUUGUAAAUCCAAAUGAUCGUAUUUCGAGCAGGAUUUUCCCAUAAGAACACAUUAUAAUUUGAUUAAUUCAUUCCACAGCCCAAAAACCUAUACUAAAUACUGCAGGUACAAUGACUAAUACCAAUUACACAUUUCAAAAACAAAUGAAUUAUAAAUACAAAUCGCAAUAAUAAUAAUAAAUGGAAAUUUUAAAAAUCGCAUUUAUUGUCACCUUUACUUAUACAAACUGGCGAACAGAGGUGGGAGGAAACGUGGGUGCAUGUGGACUAAUUUAACAAAUGCAAUAAGACACAUGUAAAACAAAGAAACUUUGGGGAAAAAAAAAAAAAAACGGUGAGCCGUGUUGUCUCGCCAGUUCACUCACAAGCACACCACGCUCAUAUUUUUCUAACAUUUCCUUCUUAACUUCAAAGUUAAGAUUCAGCUUUUUUCUUUUUCACUACAUGCACUAACCUUUUUGGGACCAAUGUUGAUUUCACCCACAAGAAAAUCCACCGUGUGUUCGCGUAGCGGGAAAACAAUGAACUUGCGACCAUGUCAUACAUCGUCGUAUUUCAAUAAUUUCGUCAUAUGACGAGACAAAUGACAAGUCAGAUUUUACGUUGGAUGUAUAAGGAUAGUAUGUGUGUUGAUCGUAUGUCGAGGUACUACUGUAAUUUCAACUUGUUUAGUCCUAAAACGUUACAAGAAGACCAUUAUUGUAUGACUGAAUAAUUUGUUACAUGCAGUAAAAAUUGCAGCAGGGCUGAGAACCAAAGUGAUAUUUGCUAUGUUGCAAAAUGGAUUUUGCCAUAUAGCAUUUUUAAGUGGCAUUUGCCAUGUGGCAGAAUGUAUUUUACCAUGAGACAUUUUUUUGCUUUGUGGCAAAAUGUAUUUUGCCACGUGGCAUUUUUUUCCAGGUGGAAAAAUGCCAUAUGGCAAAAUAAAUGUUGGUAUUUUGCCACAGUUUUUUUUUUUUUUUUUUUUUUUUUUGCAUGUGGCCAAAUGUAUUUUAACACGUGGCAUUUUUUGUGCAAUGUGUCAAAAUUGAUUUUGCCAAGUGGCAAAAUGUAUUUUGACAUGUGGCAUUGAUUUUGGUAUGUGGCAAAGUGGAUUUUGGUUUGUUUGUUUUUCUGCCAUUUAAAAAGAACUGAAAAUUUGGACGUGCAUAGCCGUCAAUGGCAUGGACGUGCAUGGCCUGCAAAAAUGCCACAUACCCCAAAAACAUGCCACACACACAAAAAAAUGCCACGGACCAAAAUCUCUUUUGUAACAUACCAAGAAAAUGCCAUAUGUCAAAAUACAUUUUACCACAUGGCAAAAAAAAUGUCACAUGGCAAAAUCAAUUUUAGCACAUGGCAAAAAUUGCCACAUGUCAAAAUCAAUUUUGCCACAUGGCAAAAAAAGUUAGAUGGCAAAAAAUAUGCCACAUGGCAAAAUCCAUUUUGCCACAUGGCAAAUACCACUUUUUUUCUCGCUGUCUCUCAAAAAUCGUACACCCCUUGUUUUUCCUUUUACUUAUAUUAUAUGGUUUGUCCAAAAGUGUUAUUUUUAAUAAACGUUAUUUUAUUGAAAUUCCAAACAUAUCAUUCUAUUGUUGAUGUUCAUAAUAUUAUUAUUCAUAACAACAAUAAAAACAACAACAAUAAUAAGGGUGAAUAGCUCGCGAAAAUUUUGCUCAUU